AUGGAGGUUGUGUGCAACCAUUGCGGUGCAUUGAAGUUCGCUGGAGAAACACCUGGACUGUGCUGUCUCAGUGGCAAGGUUAAAUUACCACCAUUGCCCUUGCCAACAGAGCCAUUGCGUUCUUUGCUUACUGGUGAAACACCAGAAUCACGUCAUUUUCUAUCGAACGCUCAGAAAUACAACGGAUGCUUUCAAAUGACUUCAUUUGGAGCAGAUAUUAUUCAUGAACGCGGAUUCAUUCCGACAUUCGAGAUUCAAGGCCAAAUUCACCAUCUAAUUGGAUCAUUGCUACCACUUGAAGACGCACAACAUAAAUUCCUUCAAAUUUACUUCAUGGGCAAUGUGGAACAUCAACUUGAUCAGCGCCAAACAAUCAAUACGAUUCCUGAUCCCGAAACCGAUCCAGACCUGCAUGAUGUCGUAAUUACAAACAUGAUUAAUGGACCGUGUGGCGCCAUUAACCCACAAUCACCGUGCAUGGUCGACGGCAAGUGUUCCAAGCGUUAUCCACAAAAUUUGACUGUUGAUACCAUCACUGGCAAAGAUGGUUAUCCACUGUAUCGACGUCGAUCUUCUGAUGAUGGCGGUAGAACAAUCACAGUCAAAGUGAAAGGAAAUGAUUUCGUGGUCGACAACUCUUGGGUUGUUCCGUAUUCGCCACUUCUUUCCAAAACAUUCAGGGCGCAUUGUAACGUGGAGUAUUGCAAUUCAGUGAAGUCCAUCAAGUACAUCUGCAAAUAUGUCACGAAGGGCAGUGACAGGGCGGCUUUUGGUCUUCAAGCUCCUGACCCCAAUGAUGAAAUCACGCGCUAUCAAAAUGGUCGAUACGUAUGCUCCAAUGAGGAACGCCAAAACGUAUAUUCUCAUUUACCAUUCAUGAACGCGACAACAUUGACCAGUUUCUUCUCGAUUUGCCAAAGUGAUCCGUUUGCACGUGCGUUACUUUACUCAGAGAUGCCGCGUUAUUACACUUGGAAUGCUUCAUCGAAGAAAUUUCAACGUCGAAAGCAAGGUAAUGUAGUUCCUGGUCAUCCGGAUGUGCGUUCUACUGAAGCUCUUGGCUGUAUUUAUACAGUUUAUCCGAAAAAUGAUGAAUGCUUUUACUUACGACUAUUGCUGGUGAAUGUUCGUGGCCCGACAUCAUUUGAAUCACUUCGAACUGUCAAUGGUAUAGUGCUGCCAACAUUUCGUGUUGCACGUCACGAGCUCAAUUUGCAUUCAGAGAAUCCCCAUCUUGAUAUGAAUGAAGAGAUGCACAACCAGGCCUUGGUUUUGAUAGAAGACAUGUGUUACCUCAUGUGCGGCAGUUUGUUAGCUAGGUUAGGAAUGACGUCGCCUGAUCGUGGAGUAAACGACGCUUUCGAACGAGAAUUGCAGCGUGAACGUGAAUACGACACAAAUGCACUAAGCCAAUUGGUUCGAACGAAUAUACCAUUGUUGAAUCCUCAACAAAAAGAACUGUACGAUACGGUGAUGAAGGCAAUUGAUGAUGGAAAUAUCGGCAUGAUUUUCCUUGAUGCGCCUGAUGGAACUUGA
Molecule: messenger RNA, 1536 nt
Organism: Bactrocera tryoni
Lineage: Eukaryota; Metazoa; Arthropoda; Insecta; Diptera; Tephritidae
Exons: 4
Coding region: 1-1536 (511 amino acids)
Source: RefSeq, a predicted model, not a curated record